Ilex paraguariensis (yerba mate) is the source of this 2040-nucleotide messenger RNA. Lineage: Eukaryota; Viridiplantae; Streptophyta; Magnoliopsida; Aquifoliales; Aquifoliaceae. The record is from the annotation of a GenBank genome assembly.
AUGUAUUCAAUUCCUAGAACUCUAGAAUCACUCGCUGACUACAUAAAAUGCUCAAUAUCACACAAAAAUCCCUUAAGCCUCAAACAAUUACCCCAAAUUCACGCUCAAAUACUCACAAGUGGUUACUUCCAUUCCACUCCUCUCCUCACCAGCUUCCUCUCUUCCUGUUAUCAUUCUCAGGACCCUCGCUAUGCUUUACUUUUCUUGGAAAAUCUACCAAAACCAAACCCAUUGCUGUGGAAUUGGAUGAUUCGUGUUUCAUUAGAAUCGGAAAAUUAUCGAGAUUUUGUGGAUAUCUACAAUGGGUUAAGGUAUAAUAAUUUGAUUCCUAACACACCUACGUGUUCUUUAAUUCUGCGUUCAUGUGCACUUACGUGUGCGACCCAGUUUGGGGAAUCAUUUCAAUGUCAGAUAUUGAAAAUGGGUUAUGAAUUUGAUGUGAUUGUACAAACUGGGUUGCUUGAUUUUUAUGCAAAGGUUGGGAAUUUGAAGUCAGCAAAGCGGGUGUUUGUGGAAAUGCCUGAAAGAGAUGUCGUGGCUAAUAACGCUAUGAUAUCGGCUCUCAGUAAACAUGGGUGUCUCGAGGAGGCGAAGAAUCUGUUUGAUAGUAUGCCUGAGCGGAACUCAUGUUCUUGGAAUUCGAUGAUCACUUGCUAUUGCAAGUUGGGUGACAUUGAUUCUGCUCGUUUAAUCUUUGAUCGUGAUCCUGUCAAAGAUGUGGUCUCGUGGAAUGCAAUUAUUGAUGGCUAUUGUAAGUUGGGGCAGCUAAUGAAUGCUGAGGAGUUGUUUGUUUGGAUGGGGGCAGCUAAAAAUUCUGUCACUUGGAAUACCAUGAUUGCAGGGUAUGUUCAAUGUAGGAAAUUUGGGAGAGCGAUAAAUGUGUUUCAGCAAAUGAUUGCUGAAAAUGUUAAGCCGACGGAGGUAACUAUGGUUAGUUUGUUGUCUGCAUGUUCUCAUCUUGGAGCCUUAGACAUGGGUGAAUGGAUCCAUGCUUACAUAAGAAGGAAAAAAUUUAGGACUGAUGUAGUUUUAGGUAAUGCUCUUAUAGACAUGUACUGCAAGUGUGGAAGUAUAGAUGCUGCCCUUGAUGUCUUUCACGGCCUUCAGGUGAAGAACAUCUUUUGCUGGAAUUCCGUCAUUGUAGGAUUAGGAAUGCAUGGUUAUGGGAAGGAAUCAAUAAAUGUAUUUGUCUCAAUGGAAAAGGAGGGAAUAAAACCAGAUGGGAUCACCUUUGUUGGGCUCUUAUGUGCAUGUAGCCAUUCAGGAAUGGUUUCAGCAGGUAGAAGAUAUUUCUCUCAAAUGCGUAGCUCUUAUGGUGUGGAACCUGGAAUUGAACAUUAUGGCUGCAUGGUUGACCUUUUGGGUCGAUCAGGGUUUCUUGAAGAAGCGUUACAGCUCAUAAGGACCAUGUCCAUGAAGCCAAAUGCAAUGGUUUGGGGAAGCCUGCUCCGAGCAUGUCAGAUUCAUAAGGAUACCAAACUUGGUGAGCAGGUGACCCAGCAACUGUUGGAGUUGGACCCAUGCGAUGGAGGAAAUUAUGUAUUCUUAUCCAACCUUUAUGCAUCAUUGAAUCGCUGGAAUGAUGUGGAUAUGUGCCGGAAGUUAAUGGUGGAGAGGGGAGUGCGUAAAACACCAGGGUGCAGUUCAAUUGAGGUGGAUAGUGUAGUGCAUGAGUUUGUGGCUGGGGACACUUCACAUCCCCAAUUCCCACAAAUUAAUUCAUUUUUAGAUGAGAUUGCAAAGGAAUUAAGAGGGCGUGGGCAUGAGCCAGAUACAGCUUCUGUGCUUCAUGACAUAGAGGAUGAAGAGAAAGAGAGUGCAGUUAGAUACCAUAGCGAGAGAAUCGCCAUUGCUUUUGGGCUAAUGAAUAUACCACCUGGAAAGGCAAUUCGGAUAGUGAAGAACCUUCGAACAUGCAGUGAUUGUCAUGCUGCUAUAAAGCUUAUUUCAACAGUAUUUAAGAGGGAGAUAAUUGUGAGAGAUCGGAAUCGCUUUCACCAUUUCAGAGAUGGGUUUUGUUCUUGUAAGGAUUAUUGGUGA